AUGGAGAGGAAGCGCAAGCUCCCAGCACGAGCUGCUGCCCGCGUCGAGCAAGUGUCCAAGAAGCGCACCGCCACCCCUCCUGCCGACCGCUCGCUCACGCCCAAGACUGCCACGCCUCAGCCAGAGCCAGUGCCAGUGCCUGAACCAGCAGCGCGGCUACCGACCACCAUAUCCGCCGGUGCACCCUUGCCCAUCGUCGACAAGGAGCAGUCUGUUGACCUCCCCAACAGAGACUACCAGUCUGUACAAGAGAGUGGCGUCCUGAGCGAGUCUCUUUCACGAUCGCGUCAAAAAUGGAUUCACGAAGGCAUAUUCGAAAAGUACUGGACGAAGCCCACGAAACGAAAGGGUGUCGUCAAGGAAGAGCCGAACAACCCGCCCAAAGAUAGUAUGGUCAAAGUCGGAACUGUCACGAUCACGGUCGAGCCGCACGUCAUCGAAGCAACAAUGUUCGCCGUCAAGGAUCCGAAACCACCUGUGCCUGCUGCCAACGCCGCAGCUCGCCCUGUGAUGCAGUACGGCCCUCCGAAUGGCUCUAUGCCCCCCCCACCAAGACCGACCGCCUCCCCAACUCCUACAAAGCAGAGCCCCAAGCCUGGGUUAACGUCUGCCGCCCAGAACAUGCCACCAACAGCUCAAGGAACCGUUCAACCGCAAGCUUCACCUUCGCAAACACCAACGCCGCAGCGAGCUCAACUCCCGAGCGAAUCGCUUCCUUCUCCACAAAGGACAACACCUGGUACACCAGCGGUAGCUCACUCCGAUAUACAGCCUACUACUUCGCGCGCCCCGAGUACACCAGCUUCGAACCCAUCUUCAGCCGCACCACAAGGUCCUGGGCCUGUGUUGGCGGUAUCACAAAUGCCAGCAAGCAUUCCAGAUGGCGCCCCCGGUGCGAUGGCCCCUGUGGUGAAGGUAGAACCUGGCCAGCCUCGACCCAUUCCACCACACCCACAGCAUACCACACCAAUUGCUGCAGGUCCCAACCCUUCGGCGUCUAAUGGAGCUGUCAAGCCAGGCACGCCGAACAACAAGCCAGGUGCCAAUCUACAGCCUGGGGCUGAUCCAAUCAUUGUCACCCUGGCCGAGAAGGCGUCUCAUGAUCCACAGCUCAGGGAUUUGAUGAAGCGGGUCGCUGUAGGCGAGGCAUCACCUGCUGAACUGAAGCAUUUCCAGGGUAUCAUCGACCAAAUCACGAUCGACUACAAAAAGAAGAACCCGCCAAAUCCAAAGGCUGAGGCGCUCGUGGUAACGGGAACAGGCAAGACGGUCAAGUACUUCGCCGACGAAGUCCGGAACAUUCUGAAUAUUGUUUUGAGCUCAAAUCCAGCUCAAAGGUCGUCAGACUUGAGAGUCCCCGUAAACAGUGAUCCCCUGGUCAUACAUUUGGUCAAAAAGGCACUCGAUGUAGCCACAUUCAGGGAAUCCAUCUUCAGGGUCGCGAAUGGGCGUACACAGCAGGCGGACGCCAACGAGAUCAAAAAUGAUCUCGAGAAAUUCAUGCUCACCCUGAGGCAGCAAACGCAAACGCACAGCAGAGCCGGGUCCGAGCACAUUCAGAAUGGUCAAGGCCCGUUACCUGUACCAGGCACCGUCGCAACCCCGAUCGGAAAGGUUCGAAAGACGUCCCAGACAUCGCAGAGCCCAGGAGGCACGCCAUCACAGCAAGCUUUGCGUUCGAAGGGUCCGCCACCAGCCUCCAGGAUGGACAUUUCAGCAGUUGUCCUCGAAUUCGCAGGCGGCACGAGUGAUCGCUACCUAUUCCCGAAGUUCAGCAUACUUGAGCAGACCUCACCACACGAAGUAGUGGCGUCUUUCCUGAUCGUGCGCAAGGGCAGCAAGUCGGAGUAUGGGGGUGACCCUGCGCUGGACUACUACCAGCCGGUAACCAUACGGCUCAACUCACCAACCGCGAGGCAUCUGGACCAUUUCUUCAGAGUUGUUGCACCUGUUGACGAGGUGCAGAGAUAUAUGGACGAUGUGAUGGAUAACAUGACGCGAGCGGAGUACGUCCUUUUAGCAAUGCGUCUGCCUAGGACAGAGAAGGAUACAUCCAUACCAGAGGCAGAAGCCGAUUCGCCUAUUGCAGACGCACUACCCAAGGCUCAGGCGCCAGGUGUGCUCUGGACAUCGAAGCCUCCGGCUGCUGUGGAUUCUCCCGUCCGUGCUCGAUCUCUGCCGAGGGCAAUGGACGAGGAUGACCAUUACCAAAAGUUCAUCUCUACAGUGAGCUAG
Messenger RNA from Microdochium trichocladiopsis, 2235 nucleotides. RefSeq lists its product as uncharacterized. The record is from RefSeq and is a predicted model, not a curated record. Gene Ontology annotation, biological process: chromatin remodeling. Gene Ontology annotation, cellular component: Swr1 complex. The coding region runs from base 1 to 2235 and encodes 744 amino acids. The transcript has 2 exons. Gene Ontology annotation, molecular function: ATP-dependent H2AZ histone chaperone activity. Lineage: Eukaryota; Fungi; Ascomycota; Sordariomycetes; Xylariales; Microdochiaceae.